AUGACAACGGCAGCUGAUGCGUUGGCUGCGGCCAAUGCGGCAACGGCCGCCAUUACGGCUAAUGACGCUCGCAUCGACGCCAUAGAACAAGGCCAGACGACCAUUGCAGCCCAGCUGACGACCUUGACGGCGCAACUUCAAGCUUUUCUCACAGCCGGUGGUGGCGCUGGUGGAGCUGUUGGCGGCGGCGCGGGUGGUGGCGCUAGUGGGGGAGGCAGCGGUGGCGCUAGUGGCGGUGGUGGUGGUGCCGGCAGCAGCGGCGUUGGUGUUGGUACCGGUGGCGUUGCUGGGCAUGCGGUUCCACAUCCGAGGCGGCGGCUCGAUCCAUCUGGAAUGGAUUAG
Daphnia magna is the source of this 342-nucleotide messenger RNA. Its product is annotated as glycine, alanine and asparagine-rich protein-like. Bases 1 to 342 code for a protein of 113 amino acids. NCBI's taxonomy places the organism in Eukaryota, Metazoa, Arthropoda, Branchiopoda, Diplostraca, Daphniidae. The record is from RefSeq and is a predicted model, not a curated record. The transcript has a single exon.